Messenger RNA from Heterocephalus glaber (naked mole-rat), 2143 nucleotides. RefSeq names its product phosphodiesterase 6G (gene Pde6g). Gene Ontology annotation, molecular function: cGMP binding; 3',5'-cyclic-nucleotide phosphodiesterase activity. Gene Ontology annotation, cellular component: photoreceptor outer segment membrane. The record is from RefSeq and is a predicted model, not a curated record. Lineage: Eukaryota; Metazoa; Chordata; Mammalia; Rodentia; Bathyergidae. Gene Ontology annotation, biological process: positive regulation of epidermal growth factor receptor signaling pathway; positive regulation of G protein-coupled receptor signaling pathway; visual perception.
CAGGACACCAGCUUCCCACCAAGAGCCCAUGACCCGGAGAGGAGGUCUGCCUCAGCCUACACUGCCAGGAAGCAGGGGGUGGGGCCCCUGGGGCUGAGCAGCCAGGACCACCAGGCUCCUGAGACUGGGCUCCUCCCAGCCUGGUGCCAGCCCCAAGGACAGAGGCUGCACCUCGGGGACAGAAUGUGGGGCAGAAGGGGCCACCUGUCUUCAUCUGGUUAGUCUCAGCCCCAGGGUUCCAGCAAACAGCUGAUGGUCGCCCAAGGCUGGAGUCAUUUAGGAGAAGGGACCCCAAAAGGUGUUCCCUGGGGAAUCUAAGGCCAGGGACAGUGCCCCCCCCCACGUCAUGUGUAUGGCAUCAGAAUAUUCUGGCAGUGUGUGCAGGACAUUCUGUGUAGUCCCAGGGAGAUUAGGAGUCUCUCUCUGGUCUAAUAGGCUUAGAGGAAGCUGAGCUGCCCUUAGCCAAGGUCACCAGGGCUUAGGGCAUCUGGAAGAGGCUGCAGGGAGGGGGGCAGUUACCCUCAGUGGUGCCUGCAAGGACAAUGCCUCAUGCAGAGCAGCCAUGCCAGAGCCAGGAGGUGACACUGACUCAAAGCAGGCGCCAAGCGCAGUGACAGAGGGAGGACACCAGGAGCCCAGGAGAGCACUGCCCUCCCUUCCCCUCCCUGCUCCUCAGCUUGACUCUGUGAACUGGGCCCAGGAAGGCGAGGGUUACACAGCUCAGCGGGUAGCUGGUCCUGAGCAGGGCCCCUUCCCCUAGAGUGCCCCUGCCUCCCAUUUUGUGGGGCAUUAUUCAUCCUCACUACUUUGUCCUACCCCGAAGGACAGGCAAUAAACAGAAUAAUAAGCACAUAAAUAUGAGCAAAGACAGUCAUACAAGCAUUCUGAUAAACUAGGAAUUUGGGCUGAUUUGUGAUAUGAAUAAAUAAAUGAGGACCUAGGGGCACAGUGACCGUGGGGUGGGGUCAGAGAAGGCCUCUGAGAGGGCCCUGGGAGGGUGAGACAGCCCGAGGCUGACCUCAAGAAGAGAAGGUCCAGGUGGUGUCGCUGAGGCUGCUGAGGCGACCUGCUGGGCCAGGAAGGGCUCCCUGGGGUCUCAUCCCAGCCCUAGCAGGGGCCCCCAGAGGCUUUCAACAGUGACAGCUGGAUUCAGACUCCAAGGCUACAGGAAGGGGUGGAGGUUCAGCGGGCACUUGCAGGACAGGUGGAGUCCCGCCCAGCCUGAGGGCAUCCGGCAGCCAAGGGUCACUGCAGUGUCGCUGCCAUCCUCACCAUGAACCUGGAGCUGCCCAAGGCCGAGAUCCGCUCAGCCACCAGGGUGAUAGGAGGACCUGUCACCCCUAGGAAGGGGCCACCCAAGUUCAAGCAGCGGCAAACCAGGCAGUUCAAGAGCAAGCCCCCCAAGAAAGGCGUCCAAGGGUUUGGGGAUGACAUCCCUGGAAUGGAAGGCCUGGGAACAGACAUCACAGUCAUCUGCCCUUGGGAGGCCUUCAACCACUUGGAGCUGCAUGAGCUGGCCCAGUAUGGCAUCAUCUAACCAGACAGCUGCCUGGAGCCCCGGACUCUCCAGCCGCCCCACCUGUGAGCCCCAUUUAGGGUUCCUGUCCAGAGCCUCCAGUCCUAUUUACAUCUGGUCUCCAGGGUCCUAUGGCUCAGGCCCUGGACACCAGUUACUAGGAGCCCACAACCUCCCCCAGGUCACCCUGCUCACCUUCCAAAGACCCUGGCCCACCCCCUCAGGUCUGCAGGUGGCCCAGUCCUGGGCUCCCCCACUCUUUGUGGCUGGAAGGCACACAGGAGUGUCCCCCACACUCCCGUGCCCUGACCGCCCCUCCCAGCUGGAUGGCCCAGGGUGGGACAUGGUGGGUCGGAGUCCUCAGUGUAUAUGGUGAGAUGAGCUCCCUCCACUCAUCGCACCAAACCUUCUAACAUGGCCCACCUUGCUGUCCCUGUUUCAAAAUAAAUUAGUGUCUCCUUGCUUGUCUGAGGCAUGUUGGGGAGUACCGGCCUGAGGUGAGGACACACGGAGGAAGAUGCAGGGCAGUGGGCAGUGGGGGUAGGAUGGGCUGGCCAGGUGGAAGGGGCACAAAACCCAUGGAUCACAUACCCCAGUUACAGAGCCUCGGCAAUACAGCACAUGAAU